CAAAAUCCAGAAUGUGGAAGAAUAUGUGGAAAUAACAGUUGCAAAUGUAUUGGAGAAAAGGGAUCUCGGGGUCCCCAUGGACCAAUGGGACCACCUGGACUUCAAGGGGUCCGUGGCUAUCCAGGACCCGAAGGACUAAUUGGACCUAAAGGAGAGAAAGGGAGAGCAGGGCCACCAGGACCAGUUGGUUUAAAAGGAGACAGAGGAAAAAUUGGUAUCCCAGGUUUCCCUGGUGUGAACGGAAUUCCAGGUGUACCUGGUCCUGUUGGACCCCGUGGUUCUCCUGGUCUAGAUGGAUGCAAUGGAACUCAGGGUGAUCCUGGUGUUCCUGGACUUUCUGGAGUUCCUGGUCUUAGAGGAACACCAGGCCCAAGUGGGCGAACUGGACAAAAGGGAGAACCUGGAUUAGGAUUAAAAGGCUUGAAGGGUGAACCUGGACGUGAUGGAAUACCUGGUCCUGUGGGACCACAAGGCCCUCCUGGAAAAUCUGGCUUGCGUGGACCAGAAGGACUCAGAGGAUUGACAGGUCCUCAAGGUGAGAAAGGUGAAAGAGGUGAAAAGGGUCCAGCUGGUAUAUCUAAAAAGUCAACUCCAGGGCCACCUGGACCAAAAGGAAAUCCUGGACCUCCAGGAAACUUCUGUGCACAUAAGGAACCUAAUGCAAUGAACAUAGGUAAAAAAGGUGAACAAGGCAUGAGGGGUAGCACAGGAGAAAGAGGUACACCAGGAUUACGUGGUGAUCCAGGUUAUGAUGGUCUUCCAGGCUCAACUGGAAUGAAAGGAGAAAAAGGUGUUGCAGGAAUAGCUGGUCCAAGAGGAAAGCAAGGUUUACCUGGACCACAGGGACCUAUGGGAAUAAAGGGUGACAGAGGCAUGGAUGGUCUUCCUGGUUUGAAUGGCUUCCCUGGGCUGAAAGGAGAACCAGGCAACAUUGGAUUGAGGGGUAUCACUGGAUCUAUUGGCCCACCUGGUCCACCUGGAGGAACAGUUGUUGGCCCACCUGGAGAUACAGGUUUACCUGGUCCACGUGGUUUUGCUGGGCCUGAUGGACCAAAGGGUAACCCAGGUCCUCCUGGACUGCGAGGUCCAAAAGGAGAAGUAGGUGGAUUUGGAACUUCAGGUCCCCCUGGUCCUCAAGGUAGAGAUGGUCCCAAAGGUGAAAAAGGAGAUACCGGAUUUUCUGGACUUAGAGGAAAAGAUGGAUUACCUGGACUACCGGGUAUACCUGGAGAAAAAGGAGAUAGAGGAAUGAAGGGAACUCCAGGAUUUGGUAUCCCUGGUCGUGAUGGAUCAUCUGGAAAAGAUGGAUUGAAUGGAUUGUCAGGUCUAAAAGGAGAAAGGGGAUUAAAAGGACAACGGGGCCCACCUGGUCAAACGAAAGAAGGAAACCCAGGAGCAACUGGUGCAAAAGGUGACAAAGGUAACCGUGGAGUUCCUGGUUCUCCAGGUAUUGAUGGAUUAAAUGGAUUAAGAGGCUCCAAAGGUGACAAGGGAGGAGAAUGUAAUUUCUGUACUAACGGAGCUCCGGGUGAGAAAGGAGAUCCUGGACUGAAUGGACUACCUGGUUCUUCUGGUCGUAGUGGUAAUAUUGGUGAGAAAGGAGAACCUGGUGAGCCAGGUGAUGAUGGUCUUUAUGGAAAAACAGGCACACGAGGUUUGCAGGGUGACCCUGGACCCAUGGGACCACCAGGACUUCCAGGAUUAAAAGGAGAAGCUGCUUAUCCCACAGUUGUUCCAGGUGAAAAGGGAGAUCGUGGUCUUCCUGGAUUGACUGGACACUUAGGAGACAAAGGUGAGAGAGGACCCCCUGGACCAACAGGACCACGUGGCCCACAAGGACCCAAGGGAGAAUCGGGUUUACCUGGAUUAGCUGGCAAAGAUGGUAUUCCUGGAUUAUCUGGCACACCUGGAAAGUCAGGUAUAAAAGGACUACCUGGCUAUGGAUUACCAGGAAUUAAAGGUGAAUCAGGUUUCCCUGGAGAGCCAGGUGUGAGCACAGUAGGUCCAAAAGGAGAAAAGGGUGACCCAGGACGCAAGGGAGAACCAGGACCACGAGGUUAUCCAGGUGCUAAAGGACUUCCAGGCAUAUCAGGAGCAAAAGGCUUUGAUGGUGCUCCUGGUCUUGAUGGUUUACCAGGUUUGAAAGGAGAACGUGGAAUUGAUGGACUUCCAGGUGCUCAAGGACCUAGAGGAUACAAUGGUGCACGAGGUGUAAAAGGAGAAACUGGUUUAAUUGGAGAAAAAGGUGACUCAGGUUUCCCAGGACGUGAUGGACAAGAUGGAUUUCCUGGUCAAAAAGGUAGCAAAGGUGAACCAUCCACUGCUUCAUUACGUGGCCCAAAGGGUGAACGAGGUUUGGCUGGAUUGCCUGGCUUAGAAGGACAACCUGGACCUGGAGGACCUAAAGGAGAAAGAGGUCAAGUUGGAGAAUCAGGACUCCCUGGACUACCUGGCCAAGAUGGACCCAAAGGAGAAGUCGGCAUUGGUUUUCCAGGAGGUCCUGGCCUUGAUGGACCAAAAGGCUUUCCAGGGACACCAGGAGGACCUGGUCGCAAGGGUGAACCAGGACGAGAUGGACUGCCAGGACCACCUUGUCCCAAAGGAGCAAAGGGUGUAAGAGGAUUUAAAGGCUCGCCAGGACUACCUGGUUUAGAUGGUUUAAAUGGAUCCCCUGGUUUAGAUGGUCUACCUGGAAUUUCUGGAUUACCUGGAAGUAAAGGAGAAAGAGGAGAACCAGGGUUCCCUGGGGAACGAGGCUCUGAUGGCGGUCCUGGACUUUCUGGCUUGCCUGGACCUAAGGGAGAUCCUGGUUUAUCUGGUCUUCCAGGACGUGAUGGUGUGGAUGGACUGCCUGGCAGAAAAGGAGAUUCUGGCAUCCCUGGUUUAACUGGUUUAAAAGGAGAGCCUGGAAGAGUUGCAGCAAAAGGUGAUAAAGGUGAAAGAGGAGAUUCAGGUUUACCUGGACUUCCCGGAAAAGAUGGUUUACCAGGUAAUGAUGGUUUGCCUGGUAUCCCUGGGCCUAAAGGAGAACCUGCCUACAGUCAUUCAGGUCAAAAAGGAGAGCCUGGACCUGCUGGUUUGAAUGGUCGACCAGGUCCUGAUGGUCUACCAGGAGAUAAAGGUGAUACAGGUUCACCUGGUUUCCCUGGAAUGAAAGGCGAAGCAGGAGUACCUGGCUUUGCUGGACCAUCUGGAAAUGAUGGAUUGGAUGGACUUCCUGGAAUGAAAGGAGAAAUUGGUUUACCUGGCAGAGAUGGUUUGCCUGGUAUUAAAGGAGAACGUGGUCAAGAUGGACUGCCUGGCAUUUCUGGUGAGAAAGGAGAGUUUGGACCUCGAGGCAAUGAUGGCCUGCCUGGCCUUUCUGGGCCAAAAGGAGAUCAUGGUGCAGAUGGACGAGACGGUGGUUUAUGUGACAGAGGUCCUGCAGGAAAACCUGGCAUAGCUGGUCCUGAUGGUCUUCCUGGUCUUUCCGGUCCUAAGGGAGAGAAAGGCUGGGCUGGAUUCCCUGGAGGUGCAGGAGAGAAAGGAGAUAGAGGAUUCCCAGGAGCUAAAGGUCGUGAUGGGCUUCCUGGACGGCAAGGCAAGAAAGGUGAAACUGGCCCAUUAAACUUUGCUAAGGGUGCUAAAGGAGCUAGAGGUUUUGUAGGUCCUAAAGGAUUGCCAGGAAAAGAUGGUAGGGAUGGUAUAAAUGGAUUACCUGGUCCUAAAGGUGAUGAUGGUCUACCUGGUAUAUCUGGCCGCCCUGGAGCUAAAGGAGACCCAGGAUAUCCUGGUCCAAAAGGUGAACCAGGACUUUCUGGACUGAGAGGAGCUGAUGGUUUACCAGGUCCAUCUGGACCAAAAGGUGAACCUGGUCUGUCUGGAUCACCUGGACGAGAUGGAUUACCUGGCCCUAAAGGACUUCAAGGUCUACCAGGUGAUCGAGGAGAACCAGGUAAAAAUGGAUUUGAUGGCUCUAAAGGUAACACUGGAAUUGAUGGCUUACCUGGUUUACCAGGCCAAUCUGGAGACAGAGGAGCUGAUGGCUUUCCUGGAGGAAAUGGACGACCAGGUCCAAAAGGAGAAAGAGGAUUCAAAGGAGACCCUGGCAGACCUGGAGAAUCAAUACUUGGAGUUAAAGGAGAUAGAGGCUUGCCUGGUUUGCAAGGUCCUCCAGGUUUUCCUGGCUUGAAAGGAGAACCCGGUAUUGCAGGAAAACCUGGCUUAUCUGGUAUACCUGGAGAACGUGGUGCACCUGGAAAUUCUGGAUUGACUGGACUGUCUGGAAAAGAUGGUCUCCCUGGAGUGCGAGGAAUUGAUGGAUUACCAGGUGAACCUGGCCCAAUGGGACCAAUAGGUCCUCCUGGACCACCUGGUCGUUCAUCAGCUGUUGGUUUCUUGUUUGCCCGACACAGUCAGACAACAGAGGUUCCAAGGUGUCCAGCCGGACUAACAAAACUAUGGGAUGGCUACAGUUUGCUUUAUCUUGAGGGUAAUGAUAGAUCUCAUCAUCAAGACCUUGGUUGGGCUGGUUCUUGUAUAACACGAUUUUCAACUAUGCCAUUCCUAUUCUGUGACUUCAAUAACGUAUGUAAUUAUGCUAGCCGUAAUGACAAAUCUUAUUGGCUUUCAACAAAUGCCCCAAUGCCUAUGAUGCCAGUUGCACAAGAUGAUAUUGCACCUUACAUAAGUCGAUGCGCAGUCUGUGAUUCUCCUUCCAAUGUUAUAGCUGUCCAUAGUCAGACUCUUCAAUUACCAGACUGCCCAGCAGGCUGGGAAUAUCUAUGGAUUGGUUACAGUUUUGCUAUGCACACUGGAGCUGGAGCAGGAGGUGGUGGACAAUCUUUGUCUAGCCCUGGCAGCUGUCUUGAAGACUUCCGAGCUACACCAUUCAUUGAAUGUAAUGGGCAUGCAGGCACUUGCCACUAUUUUGCUAACAAAUACAGUUUUUGGCUUACAACUAUUGAACAAAACCAACAGUUCAGAGCUCCACAACCACAAACAUUGAAAGCUGGAAGCUUGAAGACUCGAAUUAGUAGGUGUCAAGUGUGUAUGAAAAGUAUCGGUAACCGCCGUCGCAAUAAUGGAGGUGGCCGAGGUACACUCUCCUAACUAAAACUCCUGUUGAGUUAAAAGUGUAAUAAUUGAAGACUAACGCUGAGCAGAACAUCAAGCAAAAUGAACGUUUUUGUUUCGUUUUUUUUUUUUAUUCUUUUAUCAGAAGCAAAACUCUUUAUCACCCUUUUGAGUGAUAAUAUAAAUGGCUUGCUGGACUUCCCAAGAGGUGCAUUUUUUAAAAUUCAAAUGUCCUUAUAUUAUUGGUGCUAUGUACUUAGCUGUAGUAUUUACCAUACAGAUCUUAUUACCUUCAUCAGUUACUGUAACUAAAAAAAUAGAAAAAUAUUUGUAAAUUAAAUUAAUACAAAAUUAGAAAGAACUAAUGUCUUAACACAGACACAUACUUGAGUGCUCAGACACACACAAAAGGUUAGAGUAUUUUGUUAUUGAUAGUUGAUAGUUAAACUAUCUUAGUUUCUGCUCUUUAAGUUUGACUUCUUCAAUUUAUUUUUACCUAUAGAUUCCAUCUCUUCUGAACUCACAAACCCCAAAUGCUAUGUAAUAUUGUUGGUGUGGAAUUUCUUACAAAACUGUAAUACGAAUUUUGUUCUUGUUUGAUUAUUAUUUUAAUAAAUAAUAUUAUUGUUGCAA
Molecule: messenger RNA, 5688 nt
Organism: Octopus bimaculoides (California two-spot octopus)
Lineage: Eukaryota; Metazoa; Mollusca; Cephalopoda; Octopoda; Octopodidae
Cellular component (GO): collagen trimer
Molecular function (GO): extracellular matrix structural constituent
Source: RefSeq, a predicted model, not a curated record